AUGGCUGAUAUUUUUGGAAGUGCUGGGGGAACAGGUGUGCUGCUGAACAUUGAUAAGGUGUCCAGUCUCCUGGAGCAGUUGGGGGCUGAUGCUCAGGUGCGUGGCCUUGUCGACUCAGGCUGGUUUCUGGAGAGUAAACAGCAAAAAGCUCCUGAUUGUCCAGACAGUGCCUCCUGCACCCCUGUGGAUGCCAUAAAAAAAGGAAUUCGGUUGUGGAGUGGUGUUGUUCCAGAAAAGUGCAAGCAGCAGUAUAAAAGAGGCGAGGAAUGGCAAUGCUUUUUUGGACACAAACUGUACUCAUACAUAACCGCUCCAUUGUUCGUAGUGCAGUGGUUGUUUGAUGAGGAACAGUUACGAGUGGAGAACAUUUAUAUGGGCGGGCAAUCGCUCUCAGAGCAGCAGUGGACCUACAUGCAGAACCUGGGAAAAGAGUUUAAAAACUCUCUCAAAGAUGUCACGGCCGUGUUCGCCCCCUCCUGUCUUUCCCACACUUUGAUUACCAAAAGUAAUUGGAUGGAUUUCCAGAUCAAGGGGACGUCACUCUCUCGUGCUCUGCAGUGCUGGGACAGAAGUCUUCAGGAGGCUAAUAAGAACAGCAAAACGCCUCUAAAAGGCUGUCCCUUUCAUCUCAUCGAUAACUGCCAGUGGCCACAGUGCAACCCAACCUGUCCAGCCCUGAUUGACCAGGCCACGCAACAGGAGAUGACUCUGCUCCAGGCGCUGACCAGUAUGGGCUUGGACCUGCAAAAGCUCGGCUUGGAUGUAAGCGGAGAUAUUUCGGCCAGUAUGGUCAGCAGUGGUGGCUAAAUUAGCAUUAGCGGCGGUGGUGUUCUCAUCAACACAGUUCACCUCAUCCACACUUUUUAGAGAUUGUUCAGUGGCUUCCUCUCUGGCCACUUCCAGAGAAGGACCUGGGUUUGUCUAGUGAACAUGUCACUGGAUUUCAGUACCGACAGUCUGCCUUUACAACCGUGUUCUAGAAUGAUUUUUGGGUUCUCCAAGCGAGCGACUCUAGCUGGACACAGUUAAUCAAUGGUUAUCACAACUGCUAAUCUAAUUCAUCACUUCCGUAAGAGAACUGGCAUCUGAAUUCAGUGCUUUAGGUAAAACUGUCUGACAACAUCAUAAUGUACCAACAAAAUCAAAAGAGAUGAAUUUACUGUUAACUAAAUCUGAAGAAUGUACAAGUUGAUAAACAACAAGGACAUUUAGAAGGAUGUUUGUCUUUCCAUCACAUUCUGGAGAAAAGCAGUGA
This is a messenger RNA of Sinocyclocheilus rhinocerous, 1255 nucleotides long. RefSeq names its product carboxylesterase notum2-like. NCBI's taxonomy places the organism in Eukaryota, Metazoa, Chordata, Actinopteri, Cypriniformes, Cyprinidae. The coding region runs from base 1 to 807 and encodes 268 amino acids. The transcript is spliced from 6 exons. The record is from RefSeq and is a predicted model, not a curated record. Gene Ontology annotation, biological process: protein depalmitoleylation; negative regulation of canonical Wnt signaling pathway. Gene Ontology annotation, molecular function: palmitoleyl hydrolase activity.